Messenger RNA from Fomitiporia mediterranea MF3/22, 900 nucleotides. RefSeq lists its product as uncharacterized. Lineage: Eukaryota; Fungi; Basidiomycota; Agaricomycetes; Hymenochaetales; Hymenochaetaceae. The record is from RefSeq and is a predicted model, not a curated record. Bases 1 to 900 code for a protein of 299 amino acids. Gene Ontology annotation, molecular function: DNA binding. The transcript is spliced from 3 exons.
AUGCAGCAGCCGACGUGCUCAAAUAUCCGCAUUCGCUCAACGCGCGACGCUCACAUCAUCUUCCAUGCAGUCUCCCUCAAUAUCCUGCCCAUCAUUUCCAGGCGUCUCGACGCCGAUGAGCGCGCAGCACUCCGCUCGGGUUGCGUCUACGCCUGGGAGGAGCGAGGUCCGCAUACAGAGGUAACCGGCCUCGGCAUUGAACGUUUCACGGAAGGCAGACGCUGGGGCCCCUCACGCGUCCGGGAUGAAUUCCUUUUCUACUACGAGAAGAGCCCUCCUGGACACCUGAGAGACAAGGAGAACCCCUACCUCGAGGAGCGGAUGCGUAAGCAUUGGGAUCCCCUUGUAAAGCAAACCUACAGCGUUUGGGUAGACAGUCCCAGAGGUCGCCGAAAGUGGCAUUUGACCGCCUACUUUACUCAGGCAACUGUCGACCGCUUGCAGACUGUGGAUGACCUGCCCCAGUUAGCAGGUAUCGAAGUUCCGCCUGGAAAAUACAUUUCAACGCGCCUUGGAAAGCCGCGGAGGCAAGAUGAUUCUAUUGUCGCCGGAACUGCUGGUCAUACAGCCGAUCCGCCGUCUCACGACGUAUUUCGGCCAACAAACGCGACUACAUCGCGCACUUAUGCACCGUUUCCAAUGCCGUACCAAGUCACACCUCCAGUUCCGCCCGUAGGGCCUCCGCAGAAUGUCUAUGACCAUCGCCAACAAUACUAUGGACAUCCGCCCCCGCCUAUGAACGGAUAUGAUUACCCUCAACAGCAAUUACUCGGAAGACCGAUCCACCCAGUUCCCGAACCGAACAGGCAAUAUUACAGUAAGAGGAUGUUUAUGGGACGUUAUAAAAUUGUUAAUAUCUCCUUUCACAGAUGGAGCUCCUACAGUUCGCCAUCCCGCUGA